Molecule: messenger RNA, 1190 nt
Organism: Alnus glutinosa
Lineage: Eukaryota; Viridiplantae; Streptophyta; Magnoliopsida; Fagales; Betulaceae
Product: ferritin-3, chloroplastic-like
Exons: 8
Coding region: 113-949 (278 amino acids)
Biological process (GO): iron ion transport; intracellular iron ion homeostasis
Cellular component (GO): cytoplasm
Molecular function (GO): ferrous iron binding; ferric iron binding
Source: RefSeq, a predicted model, not a curated record
AUCACUUCAGCUACCCAUUCUUCUUCUUCAUCUUCUUCUUCAACUUCCAAGCUCUCUGUUUUUUGAAAUUCUCAAUUUUCUGCGUAUAUAUAUAUAUAUAUAUAUAUUGACAAUGUUUCUCAGACCCAUUUCAGUUUCAGCCUUUCCUCUUUCACCCAUGAAAGGGGAUACCCAUAGUCAUAGAAGCCCAUUUCUGUUCUCAACUGCCCUGUCAUCUUCUUCUUCUAAUUCUUUCUUGAACUAUGCUUUCUCUUCCACUAUUUCUAUGAGAUUUAGGCAACGAAGAAGUGACAAAUUACUCGUUGUUUCUGCAACAAACAAGAUCGUUGGGACACCUCUAACUGGAGUGUUGUUUGAGCCAUUUGAAGAGCUCAAGAAGGAUGCUUUUGUUGUCCCGGUCUCCCCUCGAGUUUCGCUUGCUCGGCAGGGGUACUCCAAGGAGUCUGAAGCGGCGAUCAAUGAGCAGAUCAACGUGGAAUACAACGUGUCUUAUGUGUACCAUGCCAUGUUUGCCUACUUCGACAGGGACAACAUUGCCUGCAAGGGCCUCGCCAAGUUCUUCAAGGAGUCAAGUGAAGAAGAAAGAGAGCAUGCUGAAAAGCUGAUGGAAUAUCAGAACAAACGAGGAGGAAAAGUAACACUACACUGUAUAAUAAAUCCCCCCUCAGAGUUCGAGCAUGAAGAGAAGGGAGAUGCCUUGUAUGCUAUGGAAUUAGCAUUGUCUUUGGAGAAGUUAACGAACGAGAAACUUCUGAGCUUGCACAGUGUGGCAGGCCGUAACAAUGAUCCUCAAAUGACAGAAUUCAUUGAGAGGGAGUUUCUAGCAGAGCAGGUUGAAGCCAUUAAGAAGAUAGCAGAAUAUGUUGCUCAAUUGAGGAUGGUUGGCAAAGGCCACGGAGUGUGGCACUUUGAUCAGAUGCUCCUCCAUGAGGGUGAUGCUGCAUUUUGAUGAAUUACAGUGUUGUUUUUGUUCUUGGUUACAAUCUGCUUGUUGCUGCUGAAGUUCUGGGAUGGGUUUAUUUGCAUAAAUAUGUGUGCUUAUUUAGGUAAUUAAGGAUGAUUAGAGUGCAAAAUCAGAGAGAAUAAUAAGAACUUGUUACAGCAGAAGACAUGAAUCUUAUCAGUGACACACAAAUAUCUCAGCUGUCUUGUAUUAACAAUAUUGUAAUAAACUUAUCCUUUGUCUGAUA